UCCUGCCUCCCAAGAUGGCUGCGCUGCUGCCGGGCCCGCAGCCAUGGAACCGCGUGAGGCUCCCUAAGGCGGGGAGCCGCAGCACAGUGAUCGUACAGGACCCCGGCGCGGCGCUGGGUGAGUGAGGCGCCCGGCGAGGGGUACAGGCUUUUCCGGAGGAGGCGUCAGGCAGGCGCACGUGCGCGGGGUGGGGGCGGGACUUCCGGAACCCGCGGGACGCUGCGCAGGGCCGCGACCGAUAGAGGCCUGGGUCCUAGAGCUUGCUGAGGAAUUUUGCAGGCAUCGCCGUUCCUCGCUGGACCCACCGAGUCUACCGCAGGGCCUGGCUGGGGCGCCGAAGGCCCAAGAUCCAGCCCCGCACCGAAAUGGGGAAAGAGGGCGGACGCAGCUAGCGUCAGGAAAAAUUGCUGCUUGGGGACCCUGCGUUCACUCAGGCCACCAAGUGCUGUGGUUCCCCCUCAGUCUUUCUCGACCUCUGCCUCUGAGAGGCUGCGGGUCGUCACUCAAGCACUCUGCAGUUAAACCGCAAUCUUUCUGGAUCCCUCGUUUCUUAUCUGUAAAAUGGGGUUAGUUUUCCCUAUCACCGGGUUGUUGGGAGGAUCUAAUAAUGUCAUUUAGGAGAGCGUGGUCUAAAGUGUUCUAUCAAGACCUUUGCAUUGCAGCUGUAAUUAAAGAAUGCUGUCUCGUUACAUUGUCACUGAAGAGCCAAAUCUUAGAUGCAGAAACAGAUGUAUUAUGUGCAGUCCUUUACAGCAAUCACAACAGAAUGGGCCGCCACAAGCCCCAUUUGGCCCUCAAACAGGUUGAACAAUGUUUAAAACGCUUGAAAAGCAUGAAUUUGGAAGGUUCAAUUCAAGAGCUCUCUGAGUCAUUUUCUUCUAAUGAAAAUCAGCCUGUAAAUACCAAAGCAUGUGUCAUCCCUAGCCAACCAGUGGUGGAACUGGUGUUGAUGAAGAUUUUGGGAGCCUGCAAGUUGCUACUUCGCUUGUUGGACUGUUGCUGCAAGACAUUUCUCUUGACUGUGAAACAUCUAGGUUUGCAAGAAUUCAUUAUUUUAAACCUUGUGAUGGUUGGGCUGGUGAGCAGGUUAUGGGUUCUCUAUAAAGAUGUUUUAAAAAGGCUGGUUUCUUUAUAUGAGCCAUUGUUUGGAUUACUUCAAGAGGUCUCCAGGAUUCAACCAUUGCCUUACUUCAAAGGUUUUACCUUUCCUUCUGAUAUUGCUGAAUUUUUAGGAGAGCCCUACUUUGAAAUCUUUAAGAAAAAAAUGCCUACAGCUUUUGCAGCUAAAGGAGUAACUAAACUGCUAAAUAAACUAUUUUUAACAAAAGAGCAAUCACAGAGGUCCAGUGAAGAAACAUUACUUAGAAUUUCCAAAAAAGCUAAACAAAUGAAGAUCAAUACUCAGAAUAAUGUGGAUCUUGGACAGCCAGUAAAGAAUAAGAAAAUCUUAAAAGAAAAGUCAUCAGAAUUUGACGUGAGGGCUUUCUGCAAACAGCUGAAACACAGAGCUAUUCAGGCGAACAGUUUUGAGUUUAAAUGUUCUCAAUCCAAACUAAAGGCAACCAAACGUUCUUCUUGGAAAGCAAUAGGAACUCCCUGUGUAAAAAGUCUUGUGCAAAGAUUCCGAGAAACUGACACUUUCGUACAACUUUCUGAAGAGAUCCAAAUGGCAAUUCUGUGGUGUAGGAGCAAAAAACUCAAGGCUCAGACCACCUUUCUGGGUAAUAAACUUCUUAAAAGCAACCGGCUUAAACAUGUGGAAGCUCAAGGCUAUAGUUUGCCAAAGAAACUAGAGUGCAUAAAAACAUCAAUUUGCAACUGCCUUCUUCAAGGCUCAGGUAGCAAAACUUUGAAGAAUCAUCUGAGACGAAGAUCACAGAAUAAAUUUUCAUUGAAACGAAGGAAACCACAGAGAAAGUUGCAGUCGACUCUUUUAAAGGAAACCCAGCAGCCCCCUCAAGGGACUCAGAGUGCUACUGAUAUCAUUAAAGGGAGACUCUCUCACCCUACAGUUUGUACAACUGAUCUCUACCCUAACAAUAAGCAAGUGUUGAGUAGAAGAGUUUCAAGUCCUGUCACACAAACUAAGGAGAAACAAAUUCAUGAAACUCUUAUAGAAAGCAAUGAAAAUGAAACUGAUUCUUGGACAACGAUGCAAAUAAAUAAACAUAAUACAUCAGGAAUCACUAAGGAGACAGACGACAUUGAUGAUAUUUUUGCUUUAAUGGGAGUUUAGAUGCUCAUAUGUGAGACUUUUAACUGGUUAACCAACUGCUCCAGUGUUCUGUUUUAAGUAGAACAGCUGAGAUCUGGAAAGAUCUGAAAGUACCAUUUGUACUCAGAGGAGCUGCUUAAGUGCAACAUUGUAGAGCAGUUCAUUUUAGUUCAGUAAACGCUUGUCAUAGCUUUGUGUCAUUUAACUGACAAGUAUUUGACUAACAGUCAAUUUUUGACUUAAUUAGGAUCUGAAUAAUUAGGUUUGCAAAACCUACACUGUGCCUUAGUAGCAAGGAAUCACCAAAAAGGUCACUUUAGCCUUAAUGGCGCCAUUGUAGCUAAGUGCUCUUCUGAACACCAAGGUUUGUAGCUUUUAACAGUUGUGCCCUCUUCUGUUAGAAUUAUCAUAGAAGUUUUGCCACUAUUACCAGGGAGUGGUCACAACCAUUAUUUCACUUCAUUUGUUAACCUUACCACACAGGAGGGCAUAUUAAAAUGCUUUUGGAGUUCCACAAAGUUUGUGGGGGCUUUUGUUUAUUUAUUUGGGUGCUAGUGACUGAGUCCAAAUAAAAUUUUUUUCAGAAAGGAUGUAAAGUGACUUGUGGUUAUACACAAAGUAGAAGGAGGUGAGAAAGUUAGAUGAAAAGAUAAAGCUAAGGAGACACAAAAUCAACCAACCCAAUGAGGCUAAAAAUAAAUUCAUAAUUUGGUGCUGA
Messenger RNA from Aethalodelphis obliquidens (Pacific white-sided dolphin), 2933 nucleotides. It is a transcript of the gene RMP64, whose product is annotated as ribonuclease MRP subunit p64. NCBI's taxonomy places the organism in Eukaryota, Metazoa, Chordata, Mammalia, Artiodactyla, Delphinidae. The record is from RefSeq and is a predicted model, not a curated record. Gene Ontology annotation, biological process: positive regulation of Notch signaling pathway. Gene Ontology annotation, cellular component: nucleus. The transcript has 9 exons. Bases 608 to 2236 code for a protein of 542 amino acids.